GUUGUGCAUAUUUUGAACAUUACCGAUACCUGCAAGGUCAACUAUGCCAAAGUACUAUUGUGACUACUGUGAUACCUACCUAACUCAUGAUUCUCCAUCCGUAAGAAAAACGCAUUGUGGUGGUAGAAAUCACAAGGAUAAUGUAAAGGAAUAUUAUCAAAAAUGGCUGGAAGAACAAGUCCAAAGAUUAGUAGAUCACACAUCUGAAGCAUACAAGCAGGGUAAAAUGCCUCCACCACUAUUUGGCGCUGCAGCGGGUAUACCACCUCCUGGGCUUGGUUAUCCUCCUCGUUAUCCUCCUAUGAUUGGUGUUCCAACUGGCUUCAGACCACCCCACCCACUAGUUCCUCCACAGGGCAUGAUGAUUCCACCCAGACCACAGAUCCCAUGGCCUCAGCCAGGAGUUGCAGUCCCUCCGACAUACACUGUCCCACCACAGUAACAUGAUAAAAUGACGAUCGUUUUCAAUAUGUCACUAUGUACAACCAUUAUGUAAUCGUCUAAAAUUCGAU
This is a messenger RNA of Schistosoma margrebowiei, 512 nucleotides long. Lineage: Eukaryota; Metazoa; Platyhelminthes; Trematoda; Strigeidida; Schistosomatidae. The record is from the annotation of a GenBank genome assembly.